UCCGCGUUUUCCAAUUUUGCACACCUUCGAAACAACGUUUAAGAUCCCGAAACAUUCGAGAAGCUUUUACUGGCGAGUUGAUUAACACGACGAAAACAUUAGAGGUCAUGUUUUGCUAUAAAACAUUUAUGUGAAAUCGUCUGAGAGACUGCAUAUUCUUAAGACAACACAAUUUGCUACGUUGUAACUGCAUUUUUCUGUUUGAUGUAUGAUAUCCGCACACGUCUGAAUGUCAACAGGUGUACAGCGCCCCUCCUGCUAUACAUGGGAUCAGACACUUCAGCUGCUGUGAACACAGAGAUCUGUGAUGGCCAAUACUGAUAUUCAUUUGCAGUUUCAAGAAUUUGAAGAUGGUCAAGGAUUCACAGAAAAUAAUCAAGGUGCCACAACAGUGACCAUCGAUGACCCCUUCAAAUCUCGAAAACAACGAAAAGCUACUGGAACUGCUUUUGAAGAAGAGGACAGUGAUGACAAAACUGAGCUUCUGUCAGGUCAAAAAAAGAGUGCGCCCUUCUGGACGUUUGAGUACUACCAAACAUUAUUUGACGUGGACAGUCAUCAGGUAAAGAACAGAAUAGUUGGUUCUAUUCUGCCUUGGCCUGGGAAAAACUUUGCUGAGGUCUAUUUACGGAGUAAACCUGACCUGUAUGGACCUUUCUGGAUCUGUGCCACUCUUAUUUUUGCCAUCGCUAUUAGUGGAAACAUCUCCAGUUUUCUUGCGAACUACGGUCAGCCAAAGUACAAAUAUGUGCCAGACUUCAGGAAAGUAACUAUGGCAGCCACAGCAAUAUACAGCUAUGCAUGGUUAGUGCCUUUAGCUCUAUGGGGUUUUCUCACCUGGCGAAAUAGGAAAAUCACAAGCCUGGUGUCCUACUCCUUCAUGCAGAUAGUCUGUGUCUAUGGUUACUCUCUCUCCAUCUACAUCCCUGCAGUGAUAUUGUGGAUAAUACCAAGUGAAGGGUUGAGGUGGUGCUCCAUCGUGGUAGCUUUGUGUCUCUCAGGAUCUGUGCUGGUAAUGACAUUCUGGCCAGCCAUCAGGGACGAUAAACCAAGGAUUUCCAUUGCGAUUAUAUCCACCAUCGUGAUGCUUCACGUCCUACUUGCAGUUGGUUGCAAGACAUGUUUCUUCAGUACAUAUGAGAUGGAUUCAUCAAAGGUUCACAAUGAGCCAUUGACGGCGACCAACACUUCAUCCACAAAGGCAAACUGAAUUACAGCCUUGGGUAAACAAACACAGGAGUUCAGUGAGGUGGCACUCUCUCACAUGCUUUGACUGCUGCACAGUUUUAAUAAUGUUGAAAUGGCAUAGAAAUGCCAGCACUUUUAGAUGAGCCAAGUGUCAUUUGAUUGUAGUUGCUGAUGGGAAAAUAAGACAUUUGCAUUUGACGAGAUGUUAACAUGAGACAAGACUUCCUGUACAUAAUCUGUGCUCCUCGAGAGACUGUUAUUCUUCUGUAAUUGCAGCUUCUCCUCUUGCCUUAUUAGAGAGAAUCAAGUAUCUUGAUAAUGAGAUUGUAGGCUGUCUGGAUUUCUUCAUCUUAUAGUCUGUGAAGUUAAAGCCUUUAUUUCGGUAUGUUUAUGAUUGUAGGUGAGCAGCGAAACCUCGAGAUAAUCAUCGACAACAUGUUUGAUGUUUUCUGAUUCGAGGUUCAGACACAUGUUACUGUUACAAAGUAGAGGACAUGUAUAUACUGUGUAGCUGUGCUUUAAAUAUUCAUUUGAUAAUUGAGCUUGAGAUGGUUUUCAAAGGGUCACUCUCCUGUUUCUACCACUUUGGAAAUGUCUACAUGCACAAAAAAUGUUUUAACACUUUAUAAAAUUACAGUGACAGCAGAAAAAAGGGCUGGAAAAAAUAAAAUAAAAUUGUUUGCUGAAUUGCACAUACACACAGAAAC
This is a messenger RNA of Sinocyclocheilus grahami, 1895 nucleotides long. RefSeq names its product Yip1 domain family, member 1 (gene yipf1). Gene Ontology annotation, cellular component: Golgi apparatus; membrane. Gene Ontology annotation, biological process: vesicle-mediated transport. Gene Ontology annotation, molecular function: small GTPase binding. The transcript has 9 exons. Lineage: Eukaryota; Metazoa; Chordata; Actinopteri; Cypriniformes; Cyprinidae. Bases 308 to 1210 code for a protein of 300 amino acids. The record is from RefSeq and is a predicted model, not a curated record.